Molecule: messenger RNA, 2016 nt
Organism: Australozyma saopauloensis
Lineage: Eukaryota; Fungi; Ascomycota; Pichiomycetes; Serinales; Metschnikowiaceae
Product: phosphoribomutase
Exons: 1
Coding region: 1-2016 (671 amino acids)
Biological process (GO): purine ribonucleoside salvage; carbohydrate metabolic process
Cellular component (GO): nucleus
Molecular function (GO): phosphopentomutase activity; magnesium ion binding
Source: RefSeq, a predicted model, not a curated record
AUGGCCUGUCAUAAAACCCAAUUCAAAUCUUUUGACUUUUCCUCUAUUUUUGUGUAUCUAUGUAUACACCUGGCGCAGGUACUCCACAUUCAUCUCUACCUAAUGUCUGCAAAUCCUCAGUUCACGAGCUCAACGUUGGCAGAAAUCGAUCAAAAAGUGGCUGAAUGGCUUGCUCUCGAUCGCAAUGAAUCAUCCCGUCAGGAAAUUGAGUGUCUUCACAAGCUCAAAGACUACAAUGCCCUUUCGAAGAAAUUACUCCACAGAAUAAGCUUUGGAACGGCUGGACUCCGCUCAUCCAUGGAGCCAGGGUUUGCUCACAUGAAUGAUGUUACUAUUUUGCAAGCAUCCCAAGGACUCAUUGCUUAUCUUUUGAAGAAUGUGGCCCAUGGAACUGAACCUUCGAUAGUAAUAGGGUACGAUCACCGCCACCAUUCGCAAAGAUUUGCGGAAUUGACCGCUAGUGUAGCUGUAGUUAGUGGUCUCAAAGUAUACUAUCUUGGAAGUGUAGAUAGAUUGUCGCCGGAGCUGGAUUCUCUGAGAAAGACGUGCGAUUACACCCUGACUGUCCACACGCCAAUGGUUCCGUUCACAAUUAAACAUUUCGGGGCCUCUGCCGGUGUAAUGGUGACAGCUUCUCAUAAUCCCGCCAAAGAUAAUGGAUACAAGGUGUAUUAUGGCAAUGGCUGUCAAAUUAUCCCACCACACGAUGUUGGAAUAGCCGCCAGUAUUGAUUCUAACUUGUCCCCAUGGCUUGACAAAAAUGUUUGGGAUGUUACGGAAAACUUUACGGCAGGACUUGAAUCUGGUAGGCUUAUAGCGGUCCAUGCGGACAUGACCAAAUCCUACGUGGAGGCUAUCAAAAAUGAGCUCAUUGCUCCCGAUGCAUCUGUCUCUUUUCCGUUCGUUUAUACGCCCAUGCAUGGUGUGGGGAGACCAGUUUUUGCGGAGAUUUGCCGCAAUUUUGGUGGAAAAGCGAUCCAAUUUGCUGAUGUAGAGGAGCAACAAGAGCCCGACCCCGAAUUCCCAUCAGUGCGCUUCCCGAAUCCAGAGGAGAAAGGAGCCUUAGACCAUGCAAUUGCCAAGGCAAAGAAAAUUGGUGCUCGUUUCGUGAUAGCCAAUGAUCCAGAUGCCGACAGGUUUUCAGCCGCUUUUCAAUGCAAGGAUAGUACUUGGAGGCAGCUCACAGGUAACGAGAUUGGCGCUUUAUUUGCAUCGUUUGUCCUAGAAAUUGUCCGUAAUGGCGGGUCGCUUGGCUCUAACCCAGCUCUUGGCACGCAAGCUUUGAAAGAAACUUAUUUCCUCAAUUCAACCGUCUCGUCACAGUUGAUGAAAGCUAUGGCAGCCAAAGAAGGGUUCAACUACCAGGACACUCUCACGGGCUUCAAAUGGAUUGGAAAUAAAGCGCUUGACUUGAAAAAGCAAGGUUUCUUCGUACCAUUUGGCUACGAAGAAGCAAUAGGAUACAUGUUUACUUUGGUAGACGAUAAAGAUGGAAUUUCGGCUGCAAUUGUGUUCUUGCAACUCUGUCAACGCUGGUUUGCAGAUGGAGCAGUUACUCCAGAUGAAAAGCUACAACAAAUUUAUGAAUCUUACGGGUGGUUUAAAGAAUGUAAUGGAUAUUACAAGCUUGACGACGUCUCGAAAACAGAGAAGAUUUUCACAACAAUUAGAAGCUCAUUUGAACCUGGUCUGUAUCCUCAAAAAAUUGGCGACUUGAAAGUCCUUGAAUGGCGCGACUUGACCAUUGGUUUUGAUUCUAAAACACUCAACAACAAGCCAAUUUUGCCUACAGAUUCGAGUUCCCAAAUGAUUACCGCUCUAGUAGAAGACUCCGAGAGUAGAAUCGCAAGGUUCACUUGCAGGGGAUCCGGAACCGAACCAAAACUUAAAGUAUACAUUGAGGGAAAAUCCGAUAAAUCUGAAGCCGACGCUGUCACCAUUGCACGCCAUUGUUGGAAAAUGUUAGAAACAAACUGGUUUCACCCGGAGAAAAACGGACUCGAGGUUGUUGUGUAA